ACUUCCACCCUCAGAGCUCGCCCGCACCUCUGAUGUUUUCCCAUGUCUUCUGCCCCCGACCCAGCUGAAGUGAUUGAUGGGAGCGGAUGAAGGAGACUUUCGCUCGAUGAAGAUAGAGGAGCCGCUGACAGCAACAGAGUUGCAAUAAAAGAAAAAUAGCUCGAGGGGCCUGAAAGAGCCGAAAGAGAGGAAGACCUGCAGGAGACAGGCGGAGGCGAGGAGGCUGCUUCAGGUGACCGAGUCGCGAUGGAUGCGCACGGCGCGUGUGAUUGAGGAGCUCCGCGCCUGGAAGCGCUCGCUUUGUUAGAGGUGGAUUAUAAAGUGAGCAGCAUCCCUCAGAACUGACCUCGUUUGUAUCAUUUUUCACUUGACGGAUUAUCUCAGAAUCAUGAACGUGUCGCCUCCGGACCGCAGGAAAAACAUGCGUGAACUGGCUUUGGAGAUUGGCAUCCGAGUUCUGCUUUUCGGAGUUUUUGUUUUUACCGAGUUCCUGGAGCCCUUCGAGAGAGUGAUUCAGCCAGAGGAGCUUUGGCUCUACAAGAAUCCUCUAGUUGAGUCAGACCACAUUCCCAAGAGGGUCAUGUUCGCGAUUUCAUUCCUCACCCCGCUGGCGGUGAUUUUCGUGGUGAAGAUCAUCCAGAGGACGGACAAGACAGAGAUCAAAGAAGCGUGUUUAGCUGUGUCCCUGGCUCUCGCCCUGAACGGAGUCUUCACAAAUACCAUCAAGCUGAUCGUUGGCAGACCCAGGCCCGAUUACUUCCAGCGUUGUUUCCCCGACGGACAAGUGACUGUGAAGAUGAUGUGCACCGGCGAGCCGGAUCUGGUCUCUGAGGGACGCAAGAGCUUCCCCAGCAGCCAUUCCUCCUUCGCUUUCUCCGGUCUUGGAUUCACUUCCUUCUACCUGGCGGGCAAGCUGCAGUGUUUUACGGACCAGGGUAGAGGGCGCAGCUGGCGUCUCUGUGCCAUGGUGCUGCCUCUCUACAGCGCUAUGAUGAUCGCUUUGUCCCGGACCUGCGACUACAAACACCACUGGCAAGACGCUGUUGUUGGAGGAGUGAUCGGCUUGCUGUUCGCCUAUAUCUGCUAUCGCCAGCACUACCCACCCUUUCUGCACAUGGACUGCCACCUGCCUUAUGCCAGUCUGACUGCCGCCGCCCACAUGCCCUCGCAUCCCCAGGAUGACCCGCAGCCGACUGACAAUGCCACCACCCUCCCCCUGGAGGGCUUGACUGAAGGGCCCGUAUGACUAGUGGCCCCCACCGAGACUCCCCCCAACACCCUAACCAAGCCUCCGAGCCCACCUCUCUCUUCUCAGUGACUUACUGAGAACUGUAUACAUUCCAGUGGACAGUAAUACACCUCACCCACUCAUUACUGUUAGAAAACCAGUCUCGGUGACACCUACAUUCUUUUGUGUUUAUUAUUUUUAUAUCUAGUUCUUGCUCAGCAGCCGUGAAAGUCUAUCUUUAGAUGUGAUGUAUGAGAGGAACCCACGAAUAUGGGACAUCGCCGCUGAGAGUGAGGGGGAAAAACAUGCUUAAAAACCUGAGGAAAGAAAUCUUACUAAUGGGUGUGGAGGAAGAUGAAAAUAUUGCCAGUUCUUGCUGGAAUCUUUUGCAUAAUGAGAAAUGUGUCUGACAGGCCGUUUAAUGCUGGAGUUUACUGAACAUUUGGCUGUUACAGGAUUAGACCAGCAAGUUGGGGAGACCCCGAGAAAUCCCAUAAAAUGUCACAGCAAUUGAAAAACCAUGAAAUCAAAACAGUCAAACUAUUGGAAUAUAUUAUGUUUAACAAGUAAAAAGCAAUUAUGGGGUUUGAUUGCUACUGGUGCCAGAAUCCAACAACAUUCAUUUAGUUUGACUUUUAGACGCAGUUCAGAUGGCACCAACGUGUUGGUCACAAACUUAGAGACUUGGAUCACUGUUCUAGGUUCACAUCUCCUCGUUUUUCAAUAAUAUUUGGUUGUCAAUAGCAACUUAAUGACACAAACAGAACCUAUACGCUCUUGGAGAACAGCAUUGGUCCAUGCCAAGGACAAUUGUCAGUGUUCCCUAACCCUACUAUUCUACAUUCACAGCUUUUUUAUUACUUCAAUUCUCCUUGGGCUUGAAUAUUUAUGCAACCCUGCAUAUAUCACCAUUUCCCCAUUCCCCCACCCCCUCCUGUCACCAUCCAACUUCCCAGAGGUUGCACGGGGAUAUGAACCCAAAUUGAGUGCAAUCAAUAACUGGCAGGUGGGAAUGCCGCAGUGGAAGCGUGUCUUGACAGGCCCAAACUCUAAUCUGAUCCUGCAUUAAUCCUCAUUAUGGGAGGUCAGCCGCUGCUCCUUGUGAGCACAUUAGGACUAUAUGAGGUGCCCCACGGACUGCUCAAGCAUCGCAAAUGGCUUUCACAUCCCACUCCAACCCCGCAAAUAGACAAUCUGGCAUUCAGGAGAUGACAGGCCUGAACCCCGGACGGCGAUUUUGAUGUAUUAUUCAUUCCUAAAUGUUCCAUUAUUUAUUCAUAUUUCCAGCCUUAAUUGAGGGACAGCACGUUGAAACAAAGAAUACACCAAAGAUUCGUAGCGUUUUUUCCUGCUCCGGUUGUAGGCGCCCUGUUAUGCUUUAUUAAAGGAGAUGACACACAGCCAGAAUACUGGGUCCCAAUCACCAACAAAGCAAUUUGUAGCCUUUCACAAGUUUUGUUAGAAAUUACAAAUCAUUUUGUCGCCUUGGUUACUAUGUCUUUUUAUGCCAUUGCUGUGACAUUAUUGGGAAGGUGCAAUCUCAGUUUACCUCUUAUCGUACCCAGCUGAAAAAGGGAAAAAAAAGGCAAAGACAUUAUAUUUGCACUGAAAAUUGAAUACUGAAAACAUUUCAAAAGAGCAUAUGAAAUGAACCACAAGCCAAAUGUAAAAGGUUAUUUUGUAAUUUUAUUAUCUCCUCAGUAUAUAAGUCAAGCCUGUUUGUGCAUUUGUCUGACAAAGGUCUUUGUGAAGAGAGCAGCAGAUGAAACAGACAAGGAAAGCUUCUCUCACUCAGAUAUAAUUUCCUCCAAACAGACCCAAUUAUGCCUCUAUCACUAAUGCAACCCAUUGGCAGCUUCUCAACACGGUGUGUGUAUGCGUGCGGGGUUUGACAAGGCCUCUCCCACACUGAUGCAAUACAAGAUGAAACUUUGGAAGAACAAACCUUUCACCAGAGGGGAAAAAAGGUGCUCGACUCCGUGAAACAGACUCUGUGACGGGACAUGUCGAGACCCUGAGAGCUCACUGAGGAGAAACCUGUAACCCUCUCAGGCCUGUGACUGCGAGGUUUCAACAUCUUGAGGCUGAUUUGGAGACAAAAUGAUUGUGACACAUGUUCAUUAUGUUCUAUAGACCUGCAUUUCGCCUGACUUGGCAGCCUGAUGUUUGUACUUUGUCAUUUUGUUUGGUACAGUGAAUAUUGAAAAAAAUGUUGUUGAGAAGUUUUGUCUGUAGGAGUAUUUUUAUUUUAUGUUUGCUUUAUCAGCAUUUAAGUUCCCCACUUUCCUUCGAAUCAUUCCAUAAUUUGUUUUAAUUUGGUGCUAUAGAUAGGUUUUUAGCAGUAGGUGUCACUUUUUUCAAACGCUGGAUGUGUCAUUUUGAAAUGAACGUUCAAUAAUUUUCUACAGAGAAAAAAUAAAUAAAAGAUUAUAAUUCAUUUGUCUUAAUAAGAUGCACAAGGGCAACCAGUGGUGGAUACUUUUUUUUAAAUCAUGUCACCUUCCCAAGGACUGAUGGGAGAAAAGCAUCUGAAAAAACAUUAAAGAAUAAUGAAAAAUUAACAAUUAUAAUGAAUAGAUGUCUGAAGAAAAAAGUGUAAGACUUAAGAAUCUUUGUCCAUGGCAUGCCAGUUCCAUUUGUCAGAAAAGACUGUUUUCUAUGAAUAAGCAUGUCUGGCCUUGAGAUCUAUUUGAGCUGUGUUUUGCUGUUUAUAUUUAUGUACAAUAAAGGAUUGCGGCUGUGUAAAAAGUGUCCAUGAGCAGAAGAAAGGAGCCUGUUGUAUCUUGUCAAAGUGUGAUCGUCGGAGCCUGUGUUUGCUGCUGUGAUGGGAACAUGCCGCUCCACUUGGACUCAACACAUCAGUGGAAACAAACCAAGGAUUCAAGGAGGUUUAUAAUGAAAAUGUCCUCCCUGUACUCAAAACAUAGGUAUUACGAAAUGAUUAUUUAUAUGCAAAAGAACAAUCUCACAUUAUGCAGCAGCGGACGUUUGUAUAAUGAGAUAUAUCCCAAGUUCAGUUCAAUGAAUUCAUGCUUCGACAGACCUGCUGUCAUAUCGCACAUCGCUACUGAGGCAGUCGAGUGUAUGUGUGUGAAUGUAACUCUGUUUUAAGUGUGCGUUGUGCUUUUCUGCAUCAGUUGUGUUGCACUCUUGUUUAGGGGACUUUCCAAUAAA
Acanthopagrus latus (yellowfin seabream) is the source of this 4402-nucleotide messenger RNA. It is a transcript of the gene plpp4, whose product is annotated as phospholipid phosphatase 4. The transcript has 7 exons. Gene Ontology annotation, biological process: phospholipid metabolic process. The coding region runs from base 389 to 1246 and encodes 285 amino acids. Gene Ontology annotation, molecular function: phosphatidate phosphatase activity. NCBI's taxonomy places the organism in Eukaryota, Metazoa, Chordata, Actinopteri, Spariformes, Sparidae. The record is from RefSeq and is a predicted model, not a curated record.